UGUACAAACAGCGGUGGAAUUAAUAAUGAAUGCAAAAGCACCUCUAAUCAUUAUCGGAAAAGGAGCAUCAUUUUCACGUGGGGAAAAAGAAAUUUUAGAGUUUAUUAAUAAGACGGGAAUACCGUUUCUUCCAACCCCGAUGGGAAAAGGCAUCGUUCCUGACUCGCAUAGUUUAGGAGUAGCAGCCGCCAGAUCACAAGCGCUUGCAGACGCCGAUCUAGUUUUAUUAUUUGGCGCAAGGUUAAAUUGGAUUUUGCACUUUGGCUUACCGCCAAAGUUUAAUAAAAAUGUAAAAUUGAUACAAAUUGAUAUUUACCCUGAAGAACAUCAUAAUAAUCGUCGUGCCGAUGUAUCAUUACUCGGGCAUCUUCCGCUUAUUGUUUCACAACUCCAAUCUGCGUUACCCUCCUCUUACAAGUAUCCGUCAUCGUCGCCAUAUCUUACUGGACUACGGCGGAAAAUCAAGGAAAAUAUUACCGCGACAGAGAAAAAAUUUAAGGAUGAUGGGCUUCCGAUGAAUUAUCAUCGCGCUUUUUGGGAGAUUAAAAAAAGGUUGCCAACUAAAGAUGUGGUAUUUGUUAGCGAGGGAGCUAAUACUAUGGAUAUUGCUCGAACGAUUUUUGAUGUAGAGGAACCGAGGUGUAGAAUAGAUGCCGGGACGUUCGCAACAAUGGGAGUUGGAAUGGGAUUUGCUAUAGCUGCUCAAAUACAUUAUCCAAAUAAACGUGUUGUGGCAAUUGUAGGUGAUUCCGCAUUUGGAUUCAGUGCCAUGGAAAUAGAAACAGCCAUACGUGCAAAACUUCCUCUCUUAAUAAUCAUUAUUAACAACAAUGGGAUCUAUCAAGGUCUAGGUACGAUUGAAUACACAGCAACUCCCGAAAAUCAAUUACCUUCCACUGCAUUAUUGCCCGAUGUACGAUACGAGUUGAUAGCGGAGGCUUGUGGCGGCGUUGGAUUUCUAGUAAAGACACCCGAUGAACUUGGACAAGCUAUUGAUGCUGCAUUUAAGAAAGACCUUGCAGGAAAGUGUGUGGUUGUUAAUGUGUUGAUUAGGCCCGGGGGAAACCAGAAACUUGAAUUUGGCUGGCUUCAGACAACAAAGCCAAAAAUUUGA
This is a messenger RNA of Ambispora leptoticha, 1114 nucleotides long. NCBI's taxonomy places the organism in Eukaryota, Fungi, Glomeromycota, Glomeromycetes, Archaeosporales, Ambisporaceae. The record is from the annotation of a GenBank genome assembly.